Molecule: messenger RNA, 702 nt
Organism: Daphnia pulex (common water flea)
Lineage: Eukaryota; Metazoa; Arthropoda; Branchiopoda; Diplostraca; Daphniidae
Product: FK506-binding protein-like
Exons: 4
Coding region: 1-702 (233 amino acids)
Molecular function (GO): protein binding
Source: RefSeq, a predicted model, not a curated record
AUGACGUUCGAAUGGAUCGAAAUGAAAAAAGAUUUGGCGAAGAAAGUCAUCGAAAAAGGACAUCAAGGAAAGCGGCCGCGAUUUUGGAGUCAAAUUGAUGGGAAAGUGAUUAAAUUUCAACCUGGCACAGAGGAAGGGAACCCAAUAGCGGAUACAACGGAACAGCUUUCCAUGUUCCGUAUCGGCGUUGCCCAUGAUGAGUGGUCUCGGAUUCUUGAACUGUGUUUACAGCUGAUGGACGAACGCGAAGCAUCACCUAUUCCGUGUUGGGAAGUGUCGGAAGUUAUUCAAGUUAGCAAACAGUUAAAAGAGCAGGAAGUUCGACUUAUCAAACAACUGGCCGACAAUCGGGAAAACAAAGAUGAAGAAGCCGAAGUUUUAAAGAAAGACGUCACUGCAUUAGUGGCUUCUAUUUAUAACAAUUUAGCUGCAUGUCAAUUACUGGAAGCUAAUUACCGUCAUGUUCUUCAUCUGUGUGAUCAAGUGUUGAAGCGGGCUCCAUCCGACCCUAAAGCCAUCUAUAGAAAAGCUUCUGCUCUUCUAGGUUUAAGGCAGUUUCAAGAUUCAUUAGAAACAGUAAAAAUGGGACUUGUUCUGGAUCCUUCUAAUAAGGCAAUGCAGAGUUUGGAAAAAAAGGCCAAUAAUUAUUGCAUUCAGCAGAGAAAUGAGUUUGCAAAAGGAAUGAAAAAGUUUUUUCACUGA